UGGUCCCGAAGUCCGACGUGUCCUUGGAUGGACUCUCCAGACAAGCAGCCUCAUCCAAGAGCACGUCACACCUCCACGCGAGUUCCUCAUGCUGUCCAACGCGAAGAAGAGCAACGAAGAGCAAAGAAGAGGAGCAAGGAGCAAUUACGCACAGAAAGUCUCAUGCUUCGCCGAGAAGCGUUUGUUCUUCGUGAAACCAGUUAUGGCCAGAUAGCAGCAGCAUCGCUUUCGUGGAUCCAAUCUCUCGGGAGAUGCUCAGUCGCCAAUAUAUUUACUCGGGAAUUCUCUACAGCUUUGGUGCCUAGAGAUCCAUCUCCGGAGAUUUCCAUGUCGUCGCUUCAGCGAGCACGAGCUCUGCCCAGCUCCGAAUUCCUGCAACAGAAGGAUCGUGCUUCCAAUUACUGUGUGGAGAAGCCUCAGAAUGCAGCCGCUAUCUUGAGGAAGAAGAUCUUUUGUUCUCAGCAAGUUCAGCAAACGAGGCUGGCACCCGCGGAAAGAAUCAAGCAGGGUUUCCAGAGAUUCAAGCAAGAGACAUACAACCAAAAACCAGAGCUCUUCAGCCAAUUGGCCACAGGACAACAUCCCAAGUUCAUGGUGAUCGCUUGCUCCGAUUCUAGAGUUUGUCCCACAACAAUUCUGAGGUUCCAGCCAGGGGAAGCAUUUGUCGUUCGCAACAUUGCAAACAUGGUGCCUCCUCCGGAACAGGCUGGCUAUCCAGGAACGAGUGCAGCUCUUGAAUACGCAGUCACGGCUCUCAAGGUCGAGAACAUUUUGGUGAUCGGACAUAGUAGAUGCGGUGGCAUCAAGGCUCUCAUGACACAAAAAGAAAACACAAACAAAUGGAGUUCGUUCAUUGAGGACUGGGUCGAAAUCGGACGUCCAGCUCGUGCCGUGACGCUCGCCGCAGCAGCCCAGCAGCAAGUUGAGCACCAAUGUACAAAAUGCGAGAAGGCAAGUGACAAGAACUUUGUCCAAACUUUCAAGCUAAAACAAGUUUGGUCCUUGCAGGAAUCCGUAAAUGUGUCGCUGGCAAACCUUCUUGCCUUCCCUUUCAUCAAGGAAGCGGUCUCCAGCGGCACGCUUGCUCUCCAUGGCGGCUACUACAACUUUGUGGAGGGCUCGUUCGAGUACUGGUGGUACGGAAUUGACGGGAAGAGCCAGGUGUCCAAGUUCUAGAUGUCCUGGAGGUUAGUUUGUUAUUUGAUUGAUCGAUUGGAAGCGUGAUCAUCGUCACUCCUGCUUGGAAAGCCAUUCUGCCCUCCAUUCCAAAGGGGAUAUCAAGACGUGAUCGACUUUCCAGCCACAUUCUUGCAUCUACAAUGAAAGAGAAUAAGAAACGAUUGUGAUGAUUUUAA
Selaginella moellendorffii is the source of this 1355-nucleotide messenger RNA. Its product is annotated as beta carbonic anhydrase 4. Gene Ontology annotation, biological process: carbon utilization. Bases 28 to 1176 code for a protein of 382 amino acids. The transcript is spliced from 8 exons. Gene Ontology annotation, molecular function: carbonate dehydratase activity; zinc ion binding. The record is from RefSeq and is a predicted model, not a curated record. NCBI's taxonomy places the organism in Eukaryota, Viridiplantae, Streptophyta, Lycopodiopsida, Selaginellales, Selaginellaceae.